GGGCAGGACCUUUAAUUUCCCUUUCGGAGCUGCGACCUGCCAGAUGGUUUCUUGUCCCUAAACCUCAGAGCUUCAGAAAAGUAGUUCCUCGUCCUUUCUGUUUUGAUGGUGCAUUUGACUGACCUGUCUGCAUUUCUAAGUGCUUAUGUCCAAAGGCGCUAAACUUAUUAAACUCCAAGUUAAAGUGUAAGGCGAGCAAGUUAGGCUUCGUGAUGGAUGGCUUUCCUGAUGUGUUGUCUAAAGCACAAAGCUGGGAUCGUGAAUCCAGACGCACAGAAAACUGCACAGCAAGUGUUGUGAACUUAACACGGGAGCUCGAGUAAUGUGAUUCUGGCCCCCACCUUCAGCUGCCAAAACACACGAGGAGUCUUUCAUUUACGCUAGGGUUAUCUUUGCGACCCUCUUUGUAUGUGUGUUUAAUGCAGUCAGAUACUAAUAGGACGCGUGCGUGCGCUGUUAUUGACUGACAGUUAUAUGGGAAGACAUUCUUUACAUUUACUUUGUGUUUCUUUAAAGAAUUUUUUUUCAGCAGAGCUUUCCAGUUUAAACUUUGCCGUCCAAUGUCCUCGCUUGCAUAUUUAAUUCAGCAAAUAAUAUUUGCCUAGAGUCAGGAGUUCAAAAGUGGUGCCCAAAUUAUAUUAUUUAAAGCACCCUCCCAAUGAAGAACUAAAGCAUUUGUUUACUGCAAUUGAUGCUGUCCCCUCCCCUUACAGGAUUAUCUUGACACAGAUCUGAAGUCAUCCUCCACUAGGAGCAGAGGCUCCUAGGGUAAGCCUGGUAUAGGGAAGCAAAUCUCAGGAUAGCCUGUACUUUUAAAAACACUGGGCUGUACUCUUUGUUUCUUUCCCUGACUUUUCUGUCUUACAGCCAGGUGGAGACGGUGCCCAUAGGAAGGCAUCCUUGAAGAACCAACCCUAAGCUCGGUUUCAAUAGGAACACUGUAUCUAUCAAGGAGGCCAGAGCAGCUGUUUGCUCUGCCAGAGUUGAACCGAGGUGUAUUUGCUUUGUAAUAGGACUGACUGAAUAGCACGGACAAUGGGAGCUGUCUCAUGGUGGAGACAGCCAUCUUGGAUGGCGGACAAUAAAAGAGGGAGGAUGACUCCAAGCCUGCCACGGCUCCUGUCGGCUCUGACUCUUCUGCAUCUGAUGAUGCACGUGAAUGGUCUUAAGAGAGGGGUACAAGAUCUGAAAUGCACAACCAACAAUAUGCGAGUGUGGGACUGCUCGUGGCCAGCACCCCCCGGGGUCAGCCCUGGAACUGUUAAAGACAUUUGCAUUAAAGACAGGCCCCAUUCCUGCCAUCGACUAGAGACAACAAAUGUUAAGAUCCCAGCUCUUUCACCCGGUGGUGAUCACGAAGUAACAAUAAAUUACCAAAACGGCUUUCAGAGUAAAUUCACACUGAAUGAAAAAGAUGUUUCUUUAGUUCCGGAUACCCCUGAGAUCUUGAGUUUGUCUGCUGACUUCUCGACCUCCACGUUACAACUGAAGUGGAACGACAAAGGGUCUGCUCUCCCUUAUCCCUCCAAUGCCACCUGGGAGGUUAAGGUUCUGCAGAAUCCGAGGACGGAGCCCGUAGCACUAGUGUCACUCAACACAGUGCUGAGUGGUAAAGAUAAAGUUCACCACUGGAACUGGACCUCAGAGCUGCCCUUGCAGUGUGCCACUCACUCCGUGAGCAUCAGAUGGCACAUCGACUACCCUCGUUUCUCCGGGUACAAAGAGUGGAGUGAAUGGAGCCCGCUGAAGAACAUUUCCUGGACGCGUAAUACCGAGACUAACGUUUUUCCUCAAGACAAAGUGGUACUUGCAGGCUCAAACAUGACAAUUUGUUGUAUAAGUACAACGAAGGUGCUUUCAGGACAGAUUGGAAAUACGUUCCGUCCUCUUAUCCAUCUUUAUGGGGAGACUGUUGCCAUCCACAUCCUGAACAUACCUGUUUCUGAAAACAGUGGAUCAAAUGUGAUUUUCAGCACAGUCGACGAUGUGUAUGGAACGGUCGUGUUCGCAGGCUAUCCACCCGAUGUUCCUCAGAAGCUGAGCUGUGAGACACAUGACUUGAAAGAGAUUAUAUGUAGCUGGAAUCCAGGAAGGAUAACGGGACUGGUGGGCCCACGAAACACAGAAUACACCUUAUUUGAAAGCAUUUCAGGAAAAUCGGCAGUGUUCCACAGGUUUGAAGAACUUGCAAAUGAAACCUAUUGGUUAACCUUGAAAAUGGCUCCUGACCAAGAAAUUCAUAACUUCACCCUGACUGCUCGCAAUCCACUGGGCCAAACAGAAUCAGCGAUAGUCAUCAACGCAACUGAAAGAGUUGCUCUUCAUGUUCCUAUUUCAUUGAAAGUGAAGGACGUCAAUUCAACAGUCGUCACGCUUUCUUGGUACUUGCCAGGAAAUUUUACAAAGAUUAAUCUUGUAUGUCAGAUUGAAAUUUGUAAAGCUAAUUCCAAGAGAGAAGUGCGGAAUGUCACAAUGAGAGGAGCUGAGGAUACAACCUACCAUGUUGCUGUGGACAAACUAAACCCAUAUACUAUCUAUACUUUCCGGGUUCGUUGUUCUUCCGAAACUUUCUGGAAAUGGAGCAAGUGGAGUAAUGAAAAGCGAUAUUUAACCACUGAAGCCACUCCUUCAAAGGGACCAGAUACUUGGCGAGAGUGGAGUUCUGAUGGGAAAAACUUAAUCAUCUACUGGAAGCCUUUACCCAUCAAUGAAGCUAAUGGAAAAAUACUUUCCUACAAUGUGUCCUGUUCAUCAAGCGAGGAGACACAGUCCCUUUCCGAGAUCCUCGAUCCACAACACAAAGCAGAGAUAAAGGUUAAUAAAAAUGACUACAUCAUCAGUGUGGUGGCAAGAAAUUCUGCCGGUUCAUCUCCACCUUCAAAAAUAGCCAGUAUGGAAAUCCCAAAUGAUGACAUCACGGUAGAGCAAGCGGUUGGAAUAGGAAACAGGAUCUUCCUCAGCUGGCAGCACAACCCCAACAUGACCUGUGACUACGUGAUUAAAUGGUGCAACUCGUCAUGGUCUGAGCCCUGCCUCCUGGACUGGAUAAAGGUUCCCUCAAACAGCACGGGGACUGUCAUCGAGUCUGAUCAGUUUCAGCCAGGAGUGAGGUAUAACUUUUACCUCUAUGGGUGUACUAACCAGGGAUAUCAACUGUUACGUUCUACAAUUGGAUACAUAGAAGAAUUAGCUCCAAUCGUCGCACCAAACUUUACUGUGGAAGACACAUCUGCAGAUUCGAUAUUAGUGAAGUGGGACGAUAUCCCCGUGGAGGAGCUCCGAGGCUUCCUACGAGGGUAUCUAUUCUACUUCCAGAAAGGAGAGAGAGACACGCCCAAGACACGGAGCUUGGAGACAAGUCACUCUGACAUCAAGCUAAAGAAUAUCACUGACAUAUCCCAGAAGACACUGCGGAUUGCCGACCUUCAGGGUAAAACCAGUUACCACCUGGUCCUGCGGGCUUAUACACACGGUGGACUAGGCCCAGAGAAGAGCAUGUUUGUGGUGACCAAGGAGAACUCCGUGGGAUUGAUUAUUGCCAUCCUCAUCCCAGUGGCUGUGGCUGUCAUUGUUGGCGUGGUAACAAGCAUCCUCUGCUAUCGGAAGCGAGAAUGGAUUAAAGAAACAUUCUACCCUGAUAUUCCCAAUCCAGAAAACUGUAAGGCGUUACAGUUUCAGAAGAGCGUCUGUGAGGGAAGCAACGCUCUUAAGACAUUGGAAAUGAAUCCAUGCACCCCAAAUCACGUCGAAGUCCUGGAAUCUCGGUCAAUACCCCCUAAAAUAGAAGACACAGAAAUAACGUCCCCAGUUUCUGAGCGUCCCGGCGAAAGCUCUGAGACAGAUCCCGAGAACCAGGCGGCCGUGUCUUACUGCCCACCCAUCAUUGAGGAGGAAAUAACAAACCCAGCCGCAGAUGAGGCGGGAGGGGCUUCCCAGGUCGUGUACAUUGAUGUGCAGUCCAUGUAUCAGCCACAAGCCAAAGCAGAGGACGAGCAGGACGCUGACCCCGUGAUGGUGGCAGGCUAUAAGCCACAGAUGCGCCUCCCCAUUAACCCCGCAGCGGAAGACACAACAGCAGAAGAUGAAGCGGACAAGACCGCAGGUUACAGACCUCAGGCCAACGUAAAUACGUGGAAUUUGGUCUCCCCAGAUUCCCCAAGGUCCACAGACAGCAACAGUGAAGUUGUCUCAUUUGGAAGUCCGUGCUCCAUCAAUUCCAGGCAAUUUUUGAUUCCUCCUAAGGAUGAAGACUCUCCUAAAUCUAAUGGAGGAGGGUGGUCCUUUACAAACUUCUUCCAGAACAAACCAAAUGACUAACCAGGUCACCCUUUGCCACUUCAGUCUGCCAUCUCAGUAAAGCCCUCCCUGCCGCCGUCACGGCAGCAGCUGGGGCAUUUCUGGAAGGACCCUGCAAAUGUUGAUAGCCAGGGACCUUCACUCUGGGCAAGUGACACUAGAAGUGUUAAUGUGCUUUUAAUGUAUCCUAAAAGCCAGAGUGCAGUGACUCAGCCCUCAGCCCCAGAAACUCAAGAUUUGAAGCUGUUUUUGAUUGAGCCAAAGAAUCCUCCCGAAGGAUCUCAAGACUGACUAACUCUGUCUCGUACAUACAUGCAAAACAGAUCUCACAACUGUUUUCUGUUGUUAAUGGUUUUCUCCUCUUUGUAUGUUAUGGAAUCGCAAGUGGAUUUACAGGCAAGGGAGAAAACCAUCCAAGUCAAAACAACGUUAAUUUGUCUGACAUUUACUGCGGUCUAGAGGAAAACCAAGCACAGAUUUUAAAACCUUUACGAUGUCUCUACCCACAGCGUUCACAAAGGCCGAGUCCAGUUUUUCAUGUAGCAGCAGCUGUCUGGUGUUCUGUUUGAUAAAGCGUGCUGAUUUCUGUGCCUACUGUAUAGUGGUUAUCAAACAGUCGUCUCAGGGGUACAAACUUGGAAAAAACAAGUGUGACACUGACCAGCCCAAAUCAGCAUCACAUCGCUUUCGAGAGGUGUGACAAACCUUUCUCCUAUCUCAAAGCUUGCAUGAUAGCUUCCGUUAGUACAGUCGAUUGCCCUGAUGUUGGAAAUCUCUAGAACUGUAUCCAGAUUCUCUCUAUUUGCUCCAUGUUGUGUUAUAGGGUCUGCUUCGUGAGAGCAAAUUCCACAUUAUUUACAGGUAUAUCAUUGUAAUGGGUUGCUACGUAAGAUGACUACUAAGAAAUAGCUGGUGGUAUGUGCUGACUCCAUAGGUCCAAUUAGGCUCAGUUCCCCCUGGGGAUAGGCCAUGAAGCCUAACCGAUGGCUGGGAUGAUCUCUGAGGCGUCUCUGUAGCUUUCUCUACUGCUCAUGGGUCACAGCCCUCCUCCCUCAAGCAGUUGGGGGUCCAGAGUCUCAGACCCUACUUCAAACUCGCCCUGCAGCAGUUAGUGAUUUUGUAAUAGAGGUCAUAAAACAUACGGGAUUGGUAGGUGGUAGCCCAUGAUUGUUCUGUCAGCAAUGAAGAGGCAGGUCCUGAGCACAGCACCCUCAAAACACCCUGGUUUCUCAUCAGCAGAAUGGGUAGAGUGAAUGCCAUUCUUAGAAAAGCAGUAAAAACCUGAAGUGUAUGUCAUGUAUUUGUCUUGUCUUGUCAACUUUGGUUGCCAAAGUACAUGACAGUUUGAAACACCUGAGGGGUAGACGACCUUUGUAUCGUCUGAAGUCCCCCAAAUUUUUCAAUAUUGGAUUGCUCUUUCAGUUCAAAUUUUAUCCAUUUACUUUAUUAUUAUUAUUAUUAUUAUUUUUUGAGGUUGGGUCUUGUUAUGUAGCCCUGGCUGUCCUGGAACUCACUAUGUAGAUGAGGCUGGCCUCAGACUCAGAGAUCUACCCGGCUCUGUCCCCCAAGUGCUGGUGUGUGUGCCACCAUGCCCGGCCUCUUAUUUUAUCUUUUAAAGGAUCAUGGGGGGGAAAAAUACAGGAUGACAAGGGAUAAAAUCAUGAUCCUGUUUUUUAACCCUAGGAUUCAGCUACAUUUUGGAGCUUCAUGAUAUGAUGGUAUGUGGAAGGAAAUACAAUUAAUUAUGCAACUGUGUAGUGUAUAAAAGGUAGAGAGUAGCUCUUAGAAAUUGUCUGUACUGAAAAAUAUUCCAAAUCAGAGCCAUAACCAAA
This is a messenger RNA of Rattus rattus (black rat), 6128 nucleotides long. RefSeq names its product LIF receptor subunit alpha (gene Lifr). Gene Ontology annotation, molecular function: cytokine binding; ciliary neurotrophic factor receptor binding; oncostatin-M receptor activity. The coding region runs from base 1036 to 4317 and encodes 1093 amino acids. NCBI's taxonomy places the organism in Eukaryota, Metazoa, Chordata, Mammalia, Rodentia, Muridae. The record is from RefSeq and is a predicted model, not a curated record. The transcript has 20 exons. Gene Ontology annotation, biological process: cytokine-mediated signaling pathway; positive regulation of cell population proliferation. Gene Ontology annotation, cellular component: membrane; signaling receptor complex; external side of plasma membrane.